Eucalyptus grandis is the source of this 802-nucleotide messenger RNA. RefSeq lists its product as uncharacterized. NCBI's taxonomy places the organism in Eukaryota, Viridiplantae, Streptophyta, Magnoliopsida, Myrtales, Myrtaceae. Bases 166 to 444 code for a protein of 92 amino acids. The transcript has a single exon. The record is from RefSeq and is a predicted model, not a curated record.
UUAAUUCACUAAUCAUUCCAAAACUCUCCUGGAAGUUAUCUCUCACCUCUUCCUCCGAGUCUUUCUCUCUCUUUUUCUCUCUCUAGGUUCAAGAAACAGAGAUCGUCAAAGAGAUUCAAGAAACAGCAGAGACCAUCAAACGAAAGCAAAGAAGCGAGCGCAGCCAUGAAUUCCAUCUUCAGCUCCUUCGACUUCCUCUGCGCCGAGCUCUUCGGCCUGAAGGUGAAGGCCCAACUCCCCCCGGCAGCCAGAGUCGUCGGCGGCGGCGGCGAUCCCUCGCCGCUCCAGCGCGGGACAAGGGCGCCCGAUGUUCCGAGGACGGAAAGCAAGAGCGAGAGCGCUGCUGCAGAGCAGAAGGUGGGGAAGCAGGGGAACGAGAGCUUCCCGCGUUUCGCUCUGGAGCUCGACGGGAUCCACUGCUUCGAGACCAUCGUCUCUCACUGAGAAUCAUCAUCACCAUCAUCAUCAUCAUCAUCACCAUCACCACCACCAUCAUCAUCAUCAUCAUCAUCAUCAUCAUCUGCAGUUCGUGACGGGGAAGUUUGGGUUCAUCGCCGAAACAGGGGGGGAUUCUUUUGCCUUUUUUUCUUUUCGGGCGUUCGUGAUUUGAAUUGCGUAACGGUGGGGCUGACUGCACAACUCUUGCGGUGCAAGAUUUGCAGCAAUUUCUUUUGUUUCAGUAACAGUAACCGAUUAUUUCCUUCUUUCUUUUCUUUAGAAGUAGCCGAUGAUGCCUUUGGUAACUGCCAAGUGAUGAUUUCCCCAUGAAUAGAUACAUUACUCUAACCUUCUUUUUAUGUAA